Molecule: messenger RNA, 2141 nt
Organism: Gadus morhua (Atlantic cod)
Lineage: Eukaryota; Metazoa; Chordata; Actinopteri; Gadiformes; Gadidae
Product: peptidase inhibitor 16
Exons: 6
Coding region: 172-1512 (446 amino acids)
Cellular component (GO): extracellular region
Source: RefSeq, a predicted model, not a curated record
UGUGUGUGUGUGUGUGUGUGUGGAGGGGAGGACCAGCUCUCAGCAGUCGAGAGUCAUAUCUGCUGAGAGUCGGGACGGAGCAGACGUACAGAUGGACCAUUCAUAACAACUGCAGCAACAACAACAACUGCAGGACUACAAUAUAAACACCUGGAGAAUACACUUCCCAUCAUGCAACACUCACACAGCAGCGUGGAGCUCAAGGGGGCCUCCCCGACACAUAGCUCCCCGAAGAGGACCCGGGCGGCGGGCUACGGGCCGUGCGGGAGACACGGCCAUGGUCUCUAUCCGCCGGAGGGAGUCUGUUUCUGGGCAGGGAUUCUACUGUGGGCCCUGGUCGCGCCAGGGGCCUGCCGUCUGACGGCGGAAAUGGAAGACACCAUUGUGGAGCUGCACAACUACUACCGAGGGCAGGUGUUCCCCGCGGCAACUGCGAUGAUGCCCCUGAAGUGGGACGCCAGCCUGCAGGGGCUAGCUGGGGGCUACGUGGAGCAGUGCACCUGGCAGCACAACCCCCAGCUGACCGACCACGGCGAGAACCUGUACGUCACCGAGGGAGAGCUGGACAUCCAGGUGGCCCUGGAGCAGUGGUUUAUGGAACAUCUCAACUACAACUAUAACAACAACAGCUGCCAAGAGGAUAAGAUGUGUGGACACUACACACAGAUGGUGUGGGCUGACUCCCACAGGGUGGGCUGUGAGCUCCACUCCUGUGAUGUCAUGCAGGGUCUUGAGAUAGGCCCCUCCCAGUUCCUGGUCUGCAACUACUACCCUGCGGGUAACUAUGACGACCAGAAGCCCUAUGAGGAGGGAGACUGGUGCUCCAGGUGUCCUGGAGACCUCCAGAAGUGUCGGAACCAUAUGUGUGUUCCUGAUGUGGAGGACGAAGACGAGGACGUUGAGGAUGAUGAAGACCAAACUCCUACCCCCUUUACUACAUAUCCUGGCAUUGUUUUGGUUACUGAAGCCUCGCCCCCACUGCUAUCACAAGACACGCCCCCAACGCCAUCGGAAGACACGCCAUCGGAAGACAAGCCAUCGGACGACACGCCAACGGAAGACACGCCAACGGAAGACACGCCAACGGAAGACACGCCAACGGAAGACACGCCAACGGAAGACACGCCAACGGAGGGCACGCCCCCAGAGUCCGACUCAUCCCCAGAAAACGUGGAGCUGCCUGCUCACCUGGCAGAGGAGGAGACAGUAGAGGAGGUGCCAAAAGAGGAGGAGGAGCAGGAAGACGGGGAACAGAAAGAGGAGGAGCCUAAAGAGGAGGAGCCAAAGGAAGAGGAGCCGAAAGAGGGGGAGACAGUAGAGGAGGCGCAGAAGGAGGUGGAGAAGAAUGAGGCUGAGCAGAAGGAGCAGCCUAAACAGACAAAGCUGCUGAUAGAGACAAAAUGGGAGAAGACUAGAGAGACUCCAUCAUCAGGAGGUAGAGCUACUUCCUGCAGCCCAUAUGACAACUUCCUCUUGCUAUGUCUUGUCGGGGCGCUAGUAUUGAGGCUAUGAGGAGAGGAGAGGAGAGGAGAGGGGAGAGGAAAGUAGUUGAAUAAAUCAGUGUAGUUUAAUGAAUAAUUAAAAAAGACAGGAAUAAGAAAUGUCUGAUGUGUUUUAUAACUUUCAAUUUCUAUACUUUGAGACAUUUAUUUUUAAAAGUGUUCAUAUAAAAACGAAAACAGUAUGUUCUUAAGGUUAAACUGCUGGAUAAGUGUGAGUGAAUUGAGCUCUCAUCAUGAUCCCAUGGGCCUUGUUUACCAAGCAGCCAUCUUGGUAACUCAGUCUCACCAAGCUAGUUUAGAGCCAAGAUGGCUUCCAUGUCAAUCACUCUGCAGUGCAAUAGAGACGACAAACCUGCCAGUCUCCUUAUACCAGGAGGCAGGAGCUAAACUGGAAGUUAACUAGGAGUUAAACUAGGAGCUAACCUGGAAGUUAACUGGAAGAAAAACUAGUAGAUAAACUGGGAGUUAAACUGGAAAUUAUAGAAAAUAAACUGGAAGUUAAAUAAGGCGCUAAACUUAGAGUUUAACUUUAGUUAAAGUUAUAGAUCACAUACUAAAAUCAUAUACUAAAAGAGACACACACACACACACACACACACACACACACACACACACACACACACACACUCACCACCACAC